Messenger RNA from Quercus robur (English oak), 2641 nucleotides. RefSeq names its product replication protein A 70 kDa DNA-binding subunit B-like. The transcript has 7 exons. Bases 1373 to 2053 code for a protein of 226 amino acids. Lineage: Eukaryota; Viridiplantae; Streptophyta; Magnoliopsida; Fagales; Fagaceae. The record is from RefSeq and is a predicted model, not a curated record.
CUAUAUUUCUAUAAGAUUUGCAUUAAAGUUUUGAAUAAUAAAAUGUCAUUCAAAAUAGGAUCAUGCUCUACUGGAGUAACCAGUUUGAUUCCAACAAAAUUAGUGCAAAGCUACACAGGUACGGUACCUCAUAGAUAAAAAAUACUACCCCUACUAGGCUAUACGUUUUAAAUACUUGUCCUUCUAAAGAUUUUAGAUUUCUAUUAGUUUACAGCUAAACUUGAAUUAAUAGGUUCUUGUUACUCUUGGUAUCUAUCUUCUUUUUCUGCAGUAAAAAAAAUUUGAAGUUGCAAAAAUCUUAGAUCUGUCUUGCAAAGUAUACCGUUCCAAGCAGAUACUUUGUUACCCGUAUCAGCAUGUAUGCAUUGUCAAGCAAAAAGGUUCAAUCAUGAGCCUAAAGGAUUUUGCUGUUCUGAUGGAUAGAUUUGCUUGGUCUCCAAUGGUGUUCCUGAUGAUCUCUAUAGCCUGUUCACUUCUAAUUCAGAAGAAUCAAUAGAGUUUCUCAAAUAUAUUCGUACCUACAAUAACACAUUUGCAUGCACAUCCUUUGGUGUCAAAUAUGACCAAAAUUUUUGUAAAAGAAACAAGGGCAUACACAGAUUUAGGGUUCAAGGCCAAGUGUACCAUUAUAUAAAUGACUUACUGCCAUUAGAUGAUCAUCCUUCAUACUUGCAAUUGUAUUUCUAUGAUACUGAACAUGAAGUACAAAACAGGCUAUAUAAUUCAGAUCGACUAAACCCAUCCAUUUUGACCCAAAUAAUAGAUAUAUUAAAAGUAAAUCCAUAUUGUGCAUUCUUUCAUUCUCUUAAGAAUAUACCAACUUUGAAAGAUCUCCGUAUUCAUAUAAUAUCAGAUGCUGCAUUAGACCAACGUGUCUAUAAUACUCCUUCAGCUUCACAAGUAGCUGCAAUAUGGGUCGAAGAUUAUAGUUCAAGAGACUAUAGUAGUCGGGACAUUAUUGUUUAUAGUCAUUCUGGGAGUAGUCAUAGGGUACAAUACUACUUUGGUUGUUAUGACCCUUUACAAUAUCCUUUGUUAUUCCCCUAUGGAGAUACUGGUUGGCAUCAAGGAAUACAAAGAGUUGAAAAGGGAAAGAAAUAUUUGCCUUCUAAAGUUGAAGUACUAAUUAAUCCAUGUGAAUCAAGCUCUGCCACAGAACUAAUUAACAAGGAAAUGAAAAGUAAACAUUAUCUUAAAUAUUAGUGUUGUUGCUUAUAACGUAACAUAUAGGAUUAUUUAGCUUCUAACAUUAUGCCACUAUAUUUUCAGUACUAGAGAAGAAGAAGAAAAGAGGCGUGGUCUCAUGCCGUGAAUAUUAUUGCUAUAAAUUACAAAUAAGAGUUUUUAUAAGAUCAAUCUUAUUGCAUUCAGGAUGCGCAAACUAUAUAACUCUAUUAAAGACAUUAAUCCAAAAACUAGAAAUUGGAAAGUGAAGGUUGUUGUUGCUGAAAAGACAAUGACACGUACAUCAAUGCAAAGCCCAACCAAAUAUAUGAGGCUCAUAUUGGCUGAUAGCCAGGGAAACAAAGUACAAGUUGUUAUCUUCAAUCAACGUGAGAUUGACAUGUUUGACCAUUUGCUACACAUAAUAAGGACAUACUACAUCCAUAAUGCAAUCGUCAAACCAAUCAAACCAGAGCAUCGAAUUGUUGAUAAUGUUUAUCAAUGGACGAUCAAUGCAACUACGUUAAUUGAAGAGAUAUCAAAUGAUGAUUCAUCACUUUCUGCACCUUCCUUUAGCUUUGUUCCUUUUGUCGAGCUUCAUAAACAUAUGGAUUACUCUGCACUUGUCGAUGUUAUUGCUGUUGCAAUUGAUGUGUGCCCAGCUCGACAACUACAAACUAGAAAUGGCUCAUCAACAAUCCAGGAAGUCAUUCUAAUUGACCAAUUGCUGAAACCAAUAAUUCUGACAAUGUGGGAUCAAUUUGUUACCAAUGAAUCAGCUGCCAUUGCACAGAUUAUCACUACCAGACCUGUUAUUAUGGCAAUCAGAUUAAAAGUUGUUUCCCACAAUGGUAAACUCUUUUCAAAAAAGAACAAAAUAUUGGCUUAGUAGUUGCUUAUUACCCUAACAUUUUUAUCUAUCAUAGGUUUGUCUCUCUCAACAAGAUCAUCAAGUUUCUUCAUCAUUGAUCCACGCAUUCCUGAAGCAACUGCAUUACAAACCUGGGCUACUGAAAAGGAAAAGCAGCUAAAUGAGAUAAUCACUGAAAAGCAUUAUCUCACAGCUUCAUCAAGCUCCCUGGCACCAACAAUAGAAAAUACUACCGAGAUUGCUUUAAUAGCAACUUUGGUUCAAACGCGAUCCAACUUUUGGAUAAAUGCAACAAUAUCCAUUACAAAGUUAGACCAACAUUUUUGGUACAUGGCUUGCAAUAAGUGUCACAAAGCCACUGGUGUAGACUAUAAUGAACAAUUUUCAUGCUUAUAUUGCAAGGAAAAGGCUGUUGCAAAUCCACGGUAUGUACACUACUAAAAACCCCGUUUGUAACACUAAUGAUAUGGAUAAAAAAAAUCAGUUAAUCUUAAAUUUAUAUUUGUAUACAAUUGAUUAUUAAUUUUGUUGUCCAACUUCUAGAUGCCGACUGGAAGUUAAGUUGGAUGAUACAACUGGACAUUUAAUGGCAACUCUAUUUGGAGA